AUGGCUCCGCUGUCACUCGCGCUGCUCCUCGUCGGACGCGUGACUUCAGCCGACAAGGCUGGUGAAGUAGAUAGAGAGGACCAGCUGAGGAGCCGGCUGAAGGAAUACGGCCUGGUCACUCCCUUCAGCACCGACUCCCACGGACACUACCUGUCGCACCUGCUCUCCGCCACCCACAAGCGGCGCGUCAGGAGGGCGGCGCUCCCCUCCGGCGAGCAGAAUCUCUUCUUCAACAUCUCCGCCUUCGGGAAGGAGUUCCACCUGCGCCUGCGGCCCAACGCCCGGCUGGUGGCGCCGGGCGCCGUGGUGGAGUGGCACGACGAGAUCGCGGGAAACGUCGGCGUCGGCGUCUCGGGCGCCAACCAGACGGACGCGGACGGCGGGGCGGAGAGGAUACUGCGCCGCGAGCUGCUCAAGACAGACUGCACCUUCAUCGGCGACAUCACAGACGUGCCCGGGGCCUCGGUUGCCAUUAACAACUGUGACGGACUGGCCGGGAUGAUCCGCACCGAUUCAGACGAGUACUUCAUCGAGCCGCUGGAGUGCGGCGCCCAGGAGCUGGAGGACCGGGGCCGGGUCCACGUGGUCUACCGAAGGUCGGCCCUGCUGCAGACCCCCUCCGACGUCCCCGGGGACCACCGGCCGCGAGAACCAGAGCUGGACGUACCCGGGACCCUGGACUCUGUGGCCCGGCAGGUCAAUGACACGGUCGCCCGCCGCCGCCGCCGCCGAGAUGCCGGGGAGGACGACUACAACAUCGAAAUCCUGCUGGGGGUCGACGACUCGGUGGUUCGGUUUCACGGCAAGGAGCACGUGCAGAACUACCUCCUCACGCUCAUGAACAUCGUGAACGAGAUCUACCACGACGAGUCUCUGGGCGUCCACAUCAACGUGGUGCUGGUGAGGAUGAUCAUGCUGGGCUACGCCAAGUCCAUCAGCCUCAUCGAGAGGGGGAACCCAUCGCGGAGCCUGGAGAACGUGUGCCGCUGGGCGUUCGUGCAGCAGAAGGGCGACGCCGAGCACGCCGAGCACCACGACCACGCCAUCUUCCUGACUCGCCAAGGCUUCGGCCCCACGGGGAUGCAGGGUUACGCUCCAGUCACCGGGAUGUGCCACCCGGUCCGGAGUUGCACCCUCAACCACGAAGACGGCUUCUCCUCGGCCUUCGUCGUGGCCCACGAGACCGGACACGUGUUGGGAAUGGAGCACGACGGCCAAGGCAACCGCUGCGGGGACGAAACGGCGAUGGGAAGCGUGAUGGCUCCUCUGGUGCAGGCGGCCUUCCACCGAUACCACUGGUCCAUGUGCAGCGGACAGGAGCUGAAGAGAUACAUCCACACGUACGACUGUCUCCUGGACGACCCCUUCAAGCACGACUGGCCGCAGCUGCCCGAACUUCCCGGCAUCAACUACUCGAUGGAUGAGCAGUGCCGCUUCGACUUCGGCGUCGGCUACAAGAUCUGCACCUCGUUCCGUACCUUCGACCCGUGCAAGCAGCUGUGGUGCAGCCACCCGGACAACCCGUACUUCUGCAAGACCAAGAAGGGGCCUCCCCUGGACGGGACGGAGUGCGCCCCCAGCAAGUGGUGCUACAAAGGUCACUGCAUGUGGAAGAACCCUAAUCAGGUCAAGCAAGAUGGCGCCUGGGGCUCCUGGAGCAAACACGGCUCCUGCUCGCGCUCCUGCGGCACCGGAGUCCGCUUCAGGACGCGCCAGUGCAACAACCCGGCGCCCUCCAACGGGGGUCAGGACUGCCCGGGAGUGAACUACGAGUACCAGCUGUGCAACACGGACGACUGCCCCAAGCACUUCGAAGACUUCCGAGCCCAGCAGUGCCAGCUCCGCAACGCCCACUUUGAGUUCCAAGGCGCCAAACACCACUGGCUGCCCUACGAGCACGCCGACGCCAACAAGCGAUGCCACCUGUACUGCCAGUCCAAGGAGAGCGGACACGCGGCGUACCUGAAGCAGCUGGUGCAUGAUGGGACGCGGUGCUCCUACAAAGAGCCUACAGCAUCUGCCAGCAUCUUGCUCAGCGGUGGUGAAUGUGUGAAAGUCGGCUGCGACAGAGAGAUCGGCUCCGGCAAAGUCGAGGACAAGUUCGGCGUCCGCGGGGACAACUCCCACUGCCGCACCGUGAAAGGCUCCUUCACCCGGACGCCGAAGAAACCCGGUUACCUUAAGAUGUUUCUCAUUCCUCCUGGAGCUAGACAUGUGACCAUCCAAGAACACGAGGCCUCCCCUCAAAUUCUUGCGAUCAAGAACCAGGCGACGGGGCACUACAUCCUCAACGGGAAAGGGGAGGAGGUCGCGUCCAGGAGCUUCAUCGACUUGGGCGUGGAGUGGAACUACGUCAUCGAGGACGAGGUGGAGACGCUGCACACCGACGGACCUCUGCACGACCCCGUGGUGGUUCUGAUUAUACCCAAAGACAAUGAAACGCGCUCCACUUUAAUGUACAAGUACAUCAUCCACGAGGACUCGGUGCCCGUCAACAACAACAACGUGAUCCAGGAGGACACGUACGAGUGGGCCCUGAAGAGCUGGUCUCCCUGUUCCAAGCCCUGCGCCGGAGGGUUUCAGUACACCAAGUAUGGCUGUCGAAAGAAAGGGGACACCAAGAUGGUCCAUCGGGGGUACUGCGACGCCGGCAAGAAGCCCAAACCCAUCCGCAGGAUGUGCAACCUGCAGGACUGCACGCAGCCUCAGUGGGUCUCCGAGGACUGGGAGCAUUGCACCAAGACCUGCGGCAGCCUGGGCUUCCAGAUCCGGACGGUGCGCUGCGUUCAGUGCCUCAGCGAGGGCACCAACCGCUCCGUCCACAGCAAGUACUGCAGCGGGGAGAAGCCGGAGAGCCGGAGGCCCUGCAACAGGGCGUCGUGCCCCGCCCACUGGAGGACCGGAGCCUGGUCGGAGUGCUCCGUGACCUGUGGAGAGGGGAUGGAGAGGCGGCUGGUCACUUGCCGGAUGGGAGAUCAAUGUAACAGCGAUAAACCGGAAACUGUGAGAUUUUGCCGACCGGGACCGUGCCACGAUGAGCCGUGUAACGGAGACAAGUCCAUCUUCUGCCAAAUGGAGGUGCUGGCGCGGUACUGCUCCAUCCCGGGCUACAGCAAGCUGUGCUGCGACUCCUGCAGCAAGCGCGGCGCCGGCGCCCUGUCUCUGUUCUCGGAGGCGGCCGAGGUCGAGGAGCACGUUCGCUUCGGGUCGGCCUCCCAGCUGCUCGAGACUCUGACGGCCGCGGCCAACGCCACUCGCGGCGGCAAACGGGGCCCCGGCAAAGGAGCCGGAGCCGGAGCCGCCGCCGCCGCCGCCCCCCCGAAACGCGCCGCCACCCCGGCCCCGCCGAAGAAAAAGAGCCCGCCGAAGACCCCGGCGGCGCCGCGGCGGGUCCAGCGAAGCGCGGGUCUAGCCGGCAGGAAGCCGUCUCCCCCGGCACCUUCCGCAGGGGGUCAAAGGUCGAGCGGCUCGACAGAUCGGCGGCGGCCCGCGGCGCACUCUGGAGCCGAGAGAUGA
This is a messenger RNA of Cyclopterus lumpus (lumpfish), 3516 nucleotides long. RefSeq names its product ADAM metallopeptidase with thrombospondin type 1 motif, 3 (gene adamts3). Gene Ontology annotation, molecular function: metalloendopeptidase activity. Gene Ontology annotation, cellular component: extracellular matrix. The record is from RefSeq and is a predicted model, not a curated record. Gene Ontology annotation, biological process: proteolysis; extracellular matrix organization. NCBI's taxonomy places the organism in Eukaryota, Metazoa, Chordata, Actinopteri, Perciformes, Cyclopteridae.